AUGAGUUACGGAUACGGUGGCCAAAAUCCAUACGACUCUCCUGACCAGGGCUAUGGCGGUAACAAUGGCUACGGCAAUGGCGGUGGCUACAACAGCCCACCCGCUCAGGGUUAUGGAGGUAGCGUCGAGAUGGCUCCGCUUGCCCACAACGCCGUCGGCUUUGGCCAAGGCGACCCCAACGCCAUUCUCAAUGAGUGCCGCGACAUCGACCGUGGAAUCGACACUGUUGAGCAGAACUUGGAACAGCUUCGCAUGAUCCAACAGCGAACUCUUGACGAUGCCGAUAGCUCAGGCUCCAGUGCCGCCAGCCGCCAGCUCGACUCACUUUCCGCUGAUACCAUGUCUCUCUACCGCGAGCUUACCGAGCGAGUCCGCACCGUCAAGUCUAACCCUGAGGCGAAAUCGCCAAAGAACAACCCUCACGUCACCCGCAUUGACCGCCGUCUCAAGGCUGCCAUCACCCAAUACCAGCAAGUCGAGUCGCAAUUCCGAAAACGCACACAGGAUCAGAUGGCCCGCCAGUACCGUAUUGUGCGCCCAGAUGCCUCGGAGCAAGAGAUCCAGGCUGCUGUCGAGGACACCACUGGAGGCCAGGUCUUUAGCCAGGCCAUGAUGCAGAGCGAUCGCCAGGGUCGUGCCCGUGCUGCUCUGAGCGCUGUUCAGGAUCGUCACCAGGCUCUCAUCAAGAUCGAGCAGCAAAUGGUUGAGCUGGCUCAAUUGUUCCAGGAUAUGGACACCCUUGUCGUUCAGCAAGAAGCUGCUGUCACCCAAAUUGAACAGAAGGGCGAGGAAGUCGUUGAGAACCUCGACAAGGGUAACGAGGAGAUUGGUGUGGCCGUCAACACUGCCCGCAAGACACGCAAGAAGAAGUGGAUCUGCUUGGGUAUCUGUGUUGCUAUCAUUGUUGUUAUUGUCAUUAUUGUUCUCAUCUACAUCUUCGUCAUCAAGGGACAGAACAACAACAACAAGAAGCGAAGCAUCGAGGCAGCCAUUGGCAGCUUGCCUGUUAUGCACACAGCUGUCCUACCUGCUCGCUUAGCCCGUCGUGUUGCUGCCGACAACACAGCAUCCUCUCUGCUCAACAGUGUUGGCGGAGGGCGGUUCCAUCUGCCCCAGCUACCGCGGAACUAG
Molecule: messenger RNA, 1131 nt
Organism: Fusarium proliferatum ET1
Lineage: Eukaryota; Fungi; Ascomycota; Sordariomycetes; Hypocreales; Nectriaceae
Exons: 5
Coding region: 1-1131 (376 amino acids)
Biological process (GO): vesicle fusion; intracellular protein transport; exocytosis
Cellular component (GO): plasma membrane; endomembrane system; SNARE complex
Molecular function (GO): SNARE binding; SNAP receptor activity
Source: RefSeq, a predicted model, not a curated record